This is a messenger RNA of Loa loa (African eye worm), 450 nucleotides long. RefSeq lists its product as hypothetical. Bases 1 to 450 code for a protein of 149 amino acids. The transcript has 5 exons. The record is from RefSeq and is a predicted model, not a curated record. NCBI's taxonomy places the organism in Eukaryota, Metazoa, Nematoda, Chromadorea, Rhabditida, Onchocercidae.
AUGAAGAAUGAAGUGCGAACUACUGUGAUAGUAUCGGUAGUAAUGAUCGGAGUAUUAGCUGUGGCUGGAAUUAUCGGUUAUAUGAUAAUGAAACGUCGAAGAAAGAGAAUGGAAGAAAUAGAAACGGCACAAGGAUAUGAAGCAUUGCAGAAAUAUCUUGAAACGCGUGUUGAAAUUGAUCAAGAGACAGCGGAUGUAAACAUGAGCCCUAAAUUGAGCCAAAAGCUAAUGUCGACAAGGUCACGUCACCGAAAAGAACGUAGCAGUCUACCUUUAAAUUCGAGAAGAAUUCGAUUCAAUAAAUUCCAAGGUUCGGGACAACAAAGCACUAAUACUCAUAUCAAUGAUAUAGUAGAAAUUUUUCAUGCAAAAUUGAUUGUUUCAACAAUAUCAGCAACUUCCGAUACUAUUGAUGCGACAUGCCAUUUACUGAUAGCUUACUUCGGGUAA